Messenger RNA from Bufo gargarizans (Asiatic toad), 1131 nucleotides. RefSeq names its product protein kinase C delta type-like. Bases 1 to 1131 code for a protein of 376 amino acids. NCBI's taxonomy places the organism in Eukaryota, Metazoa, Chordata, Amphibia, Anura, Bufonidae. Gene Ontology annotation, biological process: protein phosphorylation. Gene Ontology annotation, molecular function: protein serine/threonine kinase activity; ATP binding. The record is from RefSeq and is a predicted model, not a curated record. The transcript has 7 exons.
AUGUCUCCUAAGGAUCAGCGCAUUCAAGUGGACGACGAUGUGACUACAGAGCCCAAAAGUGCCAAGAAGAGAAAACUCAUCCUUAUCUCUUCAAAAGGAGCAAAGAAGUCCCUGAUCAAGAAAGAGGAAGACGUCCCGAAGACAGAAGACCAGCAGGAGGACCAGAGAGUCUCAGUUGAGGACAGUGGUGUUCGGCCAACCUGCUCUAGAAGCACAAUCUCCGAGAACAUCAGGGAGAGAUUAAUAUUCCAUCAUGUGCUCGGGCGGGGAGGUUAUGGAAAGGUCGUCUUGGCUGAGGGCACUUCUAACCAUCAGAAGUAUGCUGUGAAGAUCAUCAGCAAGAGAGCCAUGCUUGCCAACUGCAAUGAGGCGGAUGUGUUGGUGGAGCACCGAGUGUUACAGCUGGCAUCUGGGAGCCCCUUCCUUGUCCACGCAGACUUUGCAUUUCAGACCAAGUUGCUUUUUCUACUUGGGCUGGAAUACAUGAGCUGCGGGGACUUUGAUCAAUUCCUGAGGAUGAAGGGGCGGCUUGACAUCCCCAGUGCAAGAUUCUAUGCCGCUGAGCUCGUGUGUGGCAUCCAAUUUCUCCAUUCUAAGGGAAUUGUCCACAGAGACCUCAAGCCCGAGAACAUCCUGGUGGCUGAGACGGGCCAUAUUAAGAUCACAGAUUUCGGUCUCGCACUUGAGAACAUGCUUGGAGACCGCACAGCCACCGAAUAUGCUGGGACAGAAGGCUAUGUGGCUCCUGAGAUGCUGGCUGGGGAGGAGUAUGGCGUCGGAGUGGACUGGUAUUCAUUUGGUGUCAUCUUAAAUGAAAUGAUUACCAGUCAGCGCACAACACGCUCCGGCGCUAAAGACAUCAUUAAAAAGCUCCUCCUGAAAGAUCCUGCCAAGCGCUUAGGAGUCCACGGGAACAUCCGAGGCCAUCGUUUCUUCCAGCAUAUUGACUGGGUCUCAGUGGAAGCCCUUCGGAUGCCCCCACCACACAUCCCUGUACCAUCUAUACCUCAACUCUGUCCCAGGCAAUUUUACCUGGACAGAAUGGAGGCAGCAGCAGCAGCAGCCAAGAAGGGACCUUUACCAUCUAAAGAUCAGGCCAUUUUCAGAGGGUUUUCAUUUGUCACCUGGUAA